AUUGAAAUGGCUUUAAUCAAAUAGACUUUAAAGUAAAAUCCAAAUAGUUUACAUUUGAUAAUCCUACCAUUUAAAGGUGGGAUAUUUGGCUGGUGGAUUUAUUACAAUUACUUAUUGGCAGAAGUAACAAGGCUUUUGUGGGGAAUUAUGGGACUUUUACUAAAUGUACCAAGACCAUUCGAUUUGUCAACACAAGGAUCUAGCUAACCGGGCAUUGGCAACCAUGUGCCUGUGAAAAUUUUUUAAACUUGCAAUGAGGAAAUAUGAUAGAAAAUCAUUGAUCUGAAUUGAUAUGGGACAUUUUCACUUUUGACAUUUUUGUAAACUUUGGACUUAAUGGAAAUGGAGGCGGUUAUAACAGUUGUCUUAAAAACCUUGGAGGACUUUCUGGCUACGGAUGAUUUGUUUGUAGACUAUUUCAAUGCCUACCUGUCAUUACCGACUUUUCCUGCCCCUCUCUGCUUCAACAAAGACACAGGGGGAUUUGAGGUGGUGACGGAUGCCAAGAAAGAGCUUGCCAAACAGAUCAAAGCUGCCAUUCGAUCUCAGAAGAGGACCCCCAAAAUCUACAAUGUGGUCAAGCAGCACAGCUUCUCAAAUAUUCCCCUCAUCCCCAUCGAGGAACCAGAUGAACCAGAAAACUUGGAGAUCAACACCAGCUUUACUGUCACUACUCUCAACAAGGAGCAGGGAAUACACUGGAUCAAGGAGGAGAGACUCCCAGCAUUUCUGGAAAGUGAGUUCUACAUGGAAUACAGACUCGGAAAGCUCAUCUCCCAGACCAAAGUCCAGGGGGACAAGGGGCAGUUUGUCCUCAUGUCGGUGGACUACAAGCCCAAGACCAAGAUCCGCAGGAAGAAAUCGAUUGAGGAGGUACCCCAGAUUGACCCCAAGGAAAAGAUGACAAAGGAUAUGUUUGUAUGUAUGGGGGACACACCAACAACAGAAGCUGAGGCUUGGUUCACUAGUGCUCAGAUCACACAGAACUCUGACAUGACCUUCUCCACUCUAGCCCGACCCAAGAGUGCCGAGAUUGUGAGGAGGCCCAACAGUGCUCGACCAAUCAGUGCCUACAGUGCAUUGGAGGGUUAUCAUCGCUCCGAGAGUGGGGUGGGGACUUCGGUGAGGAGCUCCGUCUACAGCGGUCAUCAUUCCAAAACUUCCAUAGAGAACCUAGAGGAUGUGUAUUCUAGCAAGCUCUUUGCUGUGGAUGGAAAACCCAUGAUACAUAAACCUUCAGAAUCAGUGUUUAGUGUUACAGAAGACCAUUCUAAACAACAAAUGAGACCUUUUAGUUCUACUGUUUAUACAAGUCCCAAAAUUGAUCCCAUAGAGGUGGAUGAUGAGUCAGGUUUUGAAGCAACAGACAGUGAUUCAACUUCUUCCAAAGAAAGACAGGAUGAUUUCUUAGAUGAAGAACCAGCAGUACCUCAACAAGAAGAACCAUCUUCUUCUCCACUCCAAGAUGGCCAACAAAACAUAGUGUUCAAAAACAUUGAUGACAUAGGAGCAGCUGUGGUAAGAGCAGUUCUAACCAAAUCUAUUGCCCAGCUCAGCAACAGAGAAGAAAAGGAGGUGCUGCAAGACCCAACAGUAAUAAAGAGUCUUCCCCAAACACAACACAAGAAUCUGACAGUGGACAUGCUGGAUAGAGUCACUCUGGAUGAAAAGGAGGAAGAACCUGAAGAGGAAGAGGUGCAAGAGGAUGAAGAAGAACUAGAGAAAGAGAAGGAAGAAGAGAGUGAUAAUGAUUCACUGCUGGAUAGUGAAGAAGAUUACGAGGAGGGGGACACGUUCUUCAGGAAACACAGACACAAGACCUACUCCCUCAGCAACAGGAAGGGGAUAGAACAGUUCAAGGUGUUCCUAGAGGGCACUGCUGGGGAGAAGAACUGGAGACUGUGGAUUGAUAUAGAUAGGCUGGUGUGGAUGAACAAACAGGAUAAAAUAGAUCCUCACAUCAAACAUGUACAGACACAGCAGUUUCUGUCCUAUAUACGAGAGCAAUAUCACAAGCAAGGUGCCCCGUAUGAACUUUCCUUUGAACAGAAGCAAGAACUUGGACUUGUGGAGCCAUCAUCAUGGACUUUGGAAAAGCUUGGCAAGAUACAGAACAAAAUAGCAGAGCCCCUUGUCUUAUACUGGGCUCCAAGAUUUUUAUUAAAACAAGUACAGUACAAGAAACCAGAAGAAAACUACCUCUACCAGAACCUGAAGCAGGUGAAAGCUCAAGACAGCAGUGUCAACCCCAGCCCUCACACUGCCACGCUACUGCCCCUCCGACCAAAGUCAUGUAUGCCCCGGAUACAGCAGUCCAUUAACUUACAUCCCCCAUCAGUCAGACCCCCAGUCCUGCCAGAGACGUCUCCUCCGGUGGGGAUGAAGAGGGUCUAUGCUCCCUCAGCCCUCCGUCCUCACUCCUCAAACUACAAAACAAGGCAGGAGGAGAGGAGGAAAAAGAUGUUGUCCUCACAGUUCUCUGUAGAUAAGUCAACUAAACCUCGCAUCAGGAGUGCUCCAAGUUUGUCCCAUAGUCGGACCUCCUCUGCCGCCUCAGCACAUCGUUCCUCUGCCAGACCUUCCUCCUCGGUGAAGACUCCAGUGGGCUCGGAGAAACUGGACACAGAAGUGAGAUCUCGCCCCUCCUCAGCCGGGUCUGACCGCGGGUCAGUAUCCAGUUCCAUCAGUUCGGUGUUCCCAGGAGGAAGAAGGAUGGACGCUCUUCUAAAGGCUCUCUAUCAUGAACGACAGGCCGGUGGAUUCUUUCAGAAAUACAUUGAAAGAAGUGGUAACAAGAUGUGGGUGAACUGUUUAAAUUUCUGGACUGAUGUUCAAGAAUACCACACACUCUUUUAUGCUGAAGUCAUAGAUCCAUACAUUGUACAGAAAAAAGCAAAGGUGAUCUACUCUCGGUACAUUGUGGUAGGAGGGGAUCGUAACAUUGGCUGUAGCCAUGAGAUCAGAUCUAGGGUGUACAGAACCCUGCAGCCUCCCUUUGAGGACCUGUUUGAUGAGGCUGAGGAAUAUUCCUUGUCUGUUCUGUAUGUGGCAUGGAGUCAGAUGAUAAAUGUAGACAUGAAAACUUAUGGAAAGGUUGAAUUAAUAGAAGUCAAGAAACAUUUGGAGACAAGGUCAAAAUAUGUCUUAAAUUUACAGAGGAAAGGACUGAUAAAGCAGCGAGUGUUGACUCCCGAGGAUCCCAUGGAAGGUUAUGAGGACCCUGUAUACGAUGAGACUCUCCUGGAGAAAAUUCCUGAGGAGUUCCGAGAUUUCACUUUAGAGAAAUUGGUGCACAAUAGGAUAGAAGUAGAAAACUUUAAGUUAUUUUUGGCAGAAAAUUAUGCUAGUAUGGAUUUAUUAUGCUGGAUGGAUAUAGAACACUUCAGACGAAUGCCUCAAGUUGAUGAAAAGAAAAGAGAUGAGAAAGCUAAAGAAAUCAAAACAAAGUAUCUAAACAAGAAAUAUUUCUUUGGACCCAACAGUCCUGCAGGAAAAGAAGGCCAAGAUAAGGUAAUGGCUGCCGGUGGUGGGUAUGGUAAACUUCUGGAGGACCGUCCACCGAAUGCUGUUAUACUGGAGGCCCAGAAAUACGUCAGGGACAGGCUGGAGAAGAAGUGGCUCCCUCUGUUCCUGGCCACUCCCGAGUUUGCGGAGCGUCAGAAACCCAAGGCUGGCAUGGACGAUGUAGUGGAUGAUGUCUUGGUUCAGAAAAAGAAGAAAUCUCAGUCUGUGAUGAAGUUGUUGGACACAAAGUGGCAGUCUUCUGCAAAGGACGUAAUUCUCUUCCGAAAAUGUUUGCUCAAUCCAGUAACGGCCUUGCAGUUCCGUCGCUACGUAUCGGUCAAGGACAUCUCCAACAAGGAAGACAAACUGGAGAAUGAUGUUCUCUUCUGGUUAGAAGUCCAGCGCUUCAAGGAUCUGUAUCACGUUCACUGUGAUGACGCAGUGAUCCUAGCCAAGGUGAACUCCAUCAUUGGUUGUUUUAUUGAGUCGACCAUUCCACCAAGUCUUCAGAUUGAUAUACCAGCAGACCUUGCUGAGCGCAUCGCAGAACGAAAAUACGAAAGGAGUCCAUACAUCUUUAGGGAAGCUCAGCUAAUCGUCUUCCGUUACCUGUACCAACACUGGAACGAUUUCAUCAACUUUAGGAGUAACAUUGCUGAUGAGAAGGUCUUACCCACCAUAGAAAGACGAAGGAGACAUGCUAAAAUCAAGGAAAGACAUCGACAGAGGGAAAUGGAGGAGAAAGCUCAAAAGGGAAGUGCAUUAAACUCUCUGACUUCAUCAACUGCAUCUUUGAAAACCACCCACAAAACUUUGCCCCUAAACAGGGGGUGGCAUUCUUCGAGUCCCUCCACCCACAAACACAAGAAGACAGAGGCAGAAAGGCGGGCAGCUGAGGGAUUACCUCCCCUUGGUGAUGAGGAUGAAGAUGACCAGUUUCAUGACCCCUUUGCCAUGCAUCGGACUGAGGAAGAUGAAGAGGAAGCAGGACAUGGGGACACAAAGGACAAGAUUUCCUGGUCUUAUUCCAGUUAUAUGGCUGCCUUACACAAAGAGGACAUUCUCAAUAACACAGACGAGAGCACGUUCAGCUCCCUCAUGUCUGAUACAUCAUCAGUCCAUGGCAGUGAGUCUGCAGAGAAGGAAUCUAAUGCUGUGACCGUACAGUCCUCUUCUACUGUUACAAAAAAAGAAAUGAAGACUGAACAAACUCAAACUGACAAAAGGAAACAUGGAAAGGUUGGUUUUGCAGAGGAGCCCUCAAAACCUGAAACUCCAAUUAAAGGUGCUUUAAAGAAGAAGGGAAAGGAGAGUCCGACAUUAAAGGGACCAGUGGGUUUCUCCAAGAUGAUGCCAUUGGAGGAAGAAGGAGAAGAGGAACCAAUCAAAUCUCAGCAAAAGAAGGUCAAGGUCAAAGGAGAAUCAUUAAUGUCUGUCAAGGAAUGAAUGAAAGGCUAAGAAUUUAGAACCCUGUGAACUACAACAAAUUGAUGAUCGAAUGUUAUCCAUUGGGAGGACCAUUUUAUUUCCGAUGGGUUGUAGAAAAACAGCCUUGUUUACUCUUGGGGAAAAGUCCACCUUUCUAACUCUAGAUAGAUCUGCAUAUAAAUGAAAAUCUUACAAAUCUUGAGUACUUGUACAGUAGUUGCCUUAUAUGUGAACACUCAAUAGCAAUGCACAUCAAAAUGAGACAUGUCUACCGGUAUAAUAAGUACAAUUUACCUUUCUUUUUCUGAAGUGUCAAUUUCAUCUUUUAAAAAAAUGCACAAAGUAUGGACCGUUUUAUUAUCUGAAUCAAUAGAAUAACCCUUACAAAGAACAUGGAGAGGAGGGGAUUAUUCUGUGAUCUUGUGAUAAAUAUAUUUCUCAUAUCAGUUAUGAUUAUUUAUUUAAUACAGUUUAUUAUAAUUUUUAAUAUAUAAAACAUGACAUUAUUUUUUAACAUGAAUUUUAUUGUCAAUGUGUAUUAAAUUACAAGUCAAACUUGUAGGUCUCAAAAUAAUAAAUUAAUGAAGGCUUGCUUAUGAUGAUCAAUAUUAGAUUGAUAAGCCAACCAUCAUGAUUGAAGAAUUUUACCUGUUUGUGCACGAAUUGCUGAUCACUUUAGAGCAUAAUAAUAUUCUAGGUGAUGUUUUGUAUUCGUCCAAGCUCAGUCUGUGAUAUCAAAUAUUUUUGUCUAUUUUUGGUUUAUAAUUUUUAUAAAUAUUGCUAGUUUUACAUUUGUUCAGGUAUCUGUAAUAAUUAAAUAAAUGUAGAAGAAACUUGA
This is a messenger RNA of Saccostrea cuccullata (small rock oyster), 5770 nucleotides long. Its product is annotated as regulator of G-protein signaling 22-like. The record is from RefSeq and is a predicted model, not a curated record. Gene Ontology annotation, biological process: regulation of signal transduction. Gene Ontology annotation, cellular component: cytoplasm; nucleus. Lineage: Eukaryota; Metazoa; Mollusca; Bivalvia; Ostreida; Ostreidae. The coding region runs from base 337 to 4950 and encodes 1537 amino acids. Gene Ontology annotation, molecular function: G-protein alpha-subunit binding. The transcript has 21 exons.